GGUUCAAGCACCCCCGAGUGGAAAGGAAAUAGUCUGAGCCAGGACUCUUCCAAUUUACGACGCCGAACAGCACGUUGAAAAUGACUAUUUCCGUCACAUUGCGUUUUGAUACGGAUUUAAUUGGAUUUUUGUAUACAUUUUCAAAUGUUUAUUAGGCAACUACAGAAGGCGAGGGGCUACUCCUACUCAAACUAAAAUGUCCAAGUGUCUCCCCCCUCUUGUAUCGUGAAUGGUUGUUCCCAUCGAGUCUGUAGAAACCAGCUGGUUAGCGACAUCUGCUUGCUUCGCUUAAGUCAACCGCGUCACGUUUUAGCCUUUUAAACGCGUUUAAAAUCAAUACCCACCCAAAAGUGAGAUUUAAAAAGACCAUUUAACGUCACCGGCGGUGAUAGUGGAGUUACUCAACACUCGCGGCAUGUCCGUUGUGGAAGUUUGAAAAGUUUUCGACUGACGUGGGAGAAGUUUUUCCAUUUUUUUCCAUUUUAUGUCGAAGCUAGCUCACACGGAGGUGGAUGCUAGCUCGCCUCCCCCGUAGCCUGACACGAGCCAGCUGGAUGCCUCCCUCGCCUCUCGAGUCACCUUCGAGCCUCACUACAGUGGAAUUGGUGCAUUGGAUUUAAUUUGGGAAAUUCUGGACAACUCUGGCGUCUUGAGCGUCGUCAAUCGAGGUGGCGUUCAGGAACCGCUGGCUUGGAGCUAGACAUGCAUUUUUCCAUACCCGAAACGGAAGUUCGUUCGGGAGAAAAUGGAUCUACCUAUGUGGCUUACAACAUUCACGUCAACGGCGUUCUGCACUGUCGGGUGCGCUACAGCCAACUCCUCGGCCUCCACGAGCAGAUCAAGAAGGAAUACGGAAGCAACGUGGUGCCUUCCUUCCCUCCAAAGAAGAUCUUCACGCUGACCCCCACCGAGGUGGAGCAGAGGCGGGAGCAGCUGGAGAAAUACAUGCAGGCGGUGCGCCAGGACCCGCUGCUUGGAGCCAGCGACUUGUUCAACAGCUUCCUGAGAAAAGCACAGCAGGAGACUCAGCAGAUUCCGACAGAGGAAGUUGCUCUGGAUAUCUGCCUGUCUAACGGUCAGAAGGUGACGGUUAACGUUUUGAGCUCCGAUCAGACGGAGGAUGUGCUAGAUGUUGUUGCAACGAAACUGGAUCUCCCCGAAGACCUCGUGGCCUACUUCAGUCUCUUCCUUGUCCAUGAAGGAGAAGAUGGAGGCCUUACAUUUGUGCGGAAGCUUCAGGAGUUUGAGCUGCCCUAUGUGUCCAUCACCAGCCUACACAGCUCACAAUUCCACAUCCUCUUACGGAAAAGCUAUUGGGACACGGUGUACGACGCUGAUGUCAUGGACAACAGAGUUGGCCUCAACCUGCUCUACGCCCAGACGGUGUCGGACAUCGAGCGAGGCUGGAUCCUCGUCACCAAAGACCAGCGCAGGCAGCUCAAGUCCCUGCAGGAGAAAGGCUCCAAGAAAGAAUUCAUCCGCCUGGGCCAGACGCUGAAAUAUUACGGCUACAUCAAGUUCGACCCGUGCGCCACCGACUUCCCCGAGAAGGGCUGCCAAGUGAUCGUGGGCGCUGGCAACAACGAGCUCAACUUCCACGUCAAGCUGCCCAACGAGCAGAUGAAGGAGGGCAGCUUCAAGGUCACGCGUAUGCGCUGCUGGAGAGUCACGUCCUCCCAAGUCCCGAUAGCGAGCUGCACCAACGGCCCGUGCCCGUCGGCCAAGUGCGACGUGAAACUGGAGCUGGCCUUCGAGUACCUGAUGAGCAAGGACCGCCUGCGCUGGGUCACCAUCAGCAGCCAGCAGGCCAUCAUGAUGAGCAUCUGCCUUCAGUCGAUGGUGGACGAGUUGAUGGUGAAGAAGUCGGGCGGCGGCAUCAAGAAGAUGUUAAGGAAACGACACAAUGGCUCCACGCAGCGCCCCGACUGUCAGCAAGCUGUGAAAUCACCCCCACUGCUGGACUCUCCUGAGCAGAGCUGUGAGCAGAUUAUCAAACUAUCGACCAAGCUGAGCUCGGUGUCCUUGCGAGGGAUCAGCGCCUCCAACUCGGCCAAUGACGUGGGCGCCAGCGAUUUCCACGGCAACUACGCUUUCGAGGGCAUCGGCGACGACGACCUGUAACGUCUGCGAGGCUCCUCUUCCUCCUCUUCCUCUCCAUCACACGUCCCCCGAAGGUUGCAAGUUUAGGUCCGAUGCUAACACGCAUGUCCCGUUGUGCCUCCGCAAUGUUUGUAGCAUCCAGGCUGAGAAGCAGCUGUUUUUUUGUUGUUGUUGUUGUUGUUGUUUUUUUUAAGUUUCCGGCCAUCGCGGUCAGUUGGCGUGAAAUUUUAUGCGACAGUACGCUGACGUUACAGAGCUACAAAGUCGAUCAGUUCACGUGGGAGGAGCAAAGAUGUGAGCCUUCUACCGACCCGCCACUAGUGGGAGCACAACGUGGAAUUUUCUGGAAAAUGACAACAUAUACCUGUACGUACGUGGCAAAAAUUGUUUGAGACUUGAAGUUGUGCAUGUACGCUCGCUGGACACGAGUACAGGUACAUCAAAACGCAUCCAGUGAGAUAUGAGAUUUGCCACACGGCGAAUUUAUCGACCGUAUUGAGUGUGCGACACGUUUGAAAGUACGCCGGUGCCUUGAGAUACGAGUGACCCCGCUUACGGGUGUUUCGAGAUACGAGCCGUCGUUUGGCAGAGUUCGAGUUCACUAGCUUAAUGCCAACGCAAAAUGGCGUCCGUGUGGCGGCGUUGUAAGGAAUGGGUAGUUUAUACAUGAACAGUUCAGCAACACACGUAAAAUGACUCACAGGCAUAUAGUCUUUAUCAUCCGCCAAAAACUGACGAAUAUUACUUCCGCUUACUGAAGUCACAGUAGUUGGGAAACAGUUUUUGGGUUUUUUUUUUAUCUGCAUGAGUGCAUUCUACUGCCGUGCACACCAGAAAGAGUUAAUCAUGAUGCACAAACUAUCUGAUUAUAGAAAUAACAAUCAAAUAGAAUGUAAAGGUUUUCAUGAAGUAUAACAUUAUAGAUUGCUACUUUUGAAGAAAGACGUUUGAAAAAUGUUUUGUUUUCUUCUGGGGGGGCGGAACAGAUGAAAUUUGUUUUGUUCAUUUCAGUGGGAAACGACGAGUGCGUACGGAAGGAAUUAAACUCAUAUCUCAAGGCACCACUUUAUACACGGACUUGAUCAUAACAGAAAAGCCUGCAACGUGUACUAGUGACUUCAGUAUUGUAGUAGUUGUACAGCAAUGGUGUAAAGACGGCGUUCCGCGGGAGGAGCUCAUUUUAUUGGCACGUUAUCGAUAUUUGCUGCUGCCGAAUUCAUCCCGCAUCAUGACCGAUAACGUACAGCGCGUACAGCGAUAUUUGCUUCAACCCGGAGCCACAAUAUGCAAAUUAGAGGCCGUCAUCGCAUCGUAAUCGACGGCUUUCUGAUGCACGGCCGUGUCGCCCGCCAUUUUGUUGGUUUCACGCGCGCGAUGUGGACUUUUUGUGCAGGCGUGCCUCAUGAGGCGUCCCGUUGCCGUCGCUGUUUUGUCGUCGCCGGUGUUACAUUUCUUACGCUAAUCGAUCAUCAAGUUGUCUGCUUUGGCCGAGAAAAACUCAACUAGCGACAAUUGGGGGAGCGACGCAAAGCACUUUCAGCAUUUGCACCAUAUCCAGCUUAAGGUCCGUGUACUAGUAGCCUUUUUGUACUAGUAGCCAUACAGUAGGGUGCGGAAAAAACAUUACCAGUUAAGAUAGUUGUUGUGCUCAUGCGCUCAAUUGUCCUACAAGUGAAGGACCAAGAGUGUACUACUAGUACAUGCUGAAAAGGCUUUCCGUGGGGGAGGCGGAUGUCGCUCGGUGGCUUCGGAAAGCCAUGUAUGAUUUUGAAAACGUUAUAAAUGCCAAAUUCUAGUUUACUAAAGCAUUUUGCACAAGAAUAAACACGAUGACGUCACUUUUUUGAUACGCUGUACAUGCAAUGAAGUAUUCCGAAUAUUUACUAAUUGUCUUUUUUUGGUGUAAUCUCGAGCAGAAAUGAACUAACGUGCCGACGUAUCCGUGUUUACGUUGUUUUGAGAUUUUCAUGUGAUUAUUUGACGUGCUCGUCGUGCCAAUCAUCUCACAGGAAGAAAAAGAGAGGAAAAAAAGCAACGUUCGUUCGUGCAGUGCCGGCAACCGAAUGAACGCAGUCGCGCGUUCUCCCGUCUCGAACGUUCGACUUGCAAGGGCUUCUUUUUUGAGGUCUUCUGCCAUCAGCGUCAGUUCAGUUUUAUGAUUUUAACAGAAAAUGAAACCUCGGAAGGCUUCGCUUUGGCUUUUUUGUUGACGGCAGGAGCUAAAUAGGAACAACGUCAUCAUCAUCAUCUCAGUUGUAAGCAAUAGUAAAUGAUGCUUGGACAAACAACAAGAAGAUGACGAAGAAGAAUAAAUGGUCUUUGUUUCAAACGCCUCAUUUUUCGCUCUUCUUGUGGUUAGCGCGGCUGCCUUAUUACAGGCGGGAGCAGCGUUGCAAAAUUCUGAGAGGUUUUCAAGUUGCAAACUUUCCAUAACUGGAAUAAAGCAGAAAUGGGCCAAAUUCAAGGUUGCGCCAUGAAGACCCUGCGAAGUUAAAUUCAGAUUUGUUUCCAAAUAUAUUACACACUUGAAGAGA
Phycodurus eques (leafy seadragon) is the source of this 4634-nucleotide messenger RNA. It is a transcript of the gene snx17, whose product is annotated as sorting nexin 17. Gene Ontology annotation, biological process: intracellular protein transport; signal transduction. The transcript has 15 exons. The record is from RefSeq and is a predicted model, not a curated record. Gene Ontology annotation, cellular component: early endosome. Lineage: Eukaryota; Metazoa; Chordata; Actinopteri; Syngnathiformes; Syngnathidae. The coding region runs from base 703 to 2121 and encodes 472 amino acids. Gene Ontology annotation, molecular function: phosphatidylinositol binding.